Toxotes jaculatrix (banded archerfish) is the source of this 945-nucleotide messenger RNA. RefSeq lists its product as uncharacterized. Gene Ontology annotation, molecular function: GTP binding; GTPase activity. The transcript is spliced from 7 exons. The record is from RefSeq and is a predicted model, not a curated record. Lineage: Eukaryota; Metazoa; Chordata; Actinopteri; Toxotidae. The coding region runs from base 127 to 723 and encodes 198 amino acids.
AACUCCAUAUGCAUUUGUGUGUAAAUAUCUUGUAUCUUAAAGUUGACUCUGCUCUUCUCAAUAGAGUUUUCAUGCAGGGACAAACAGCAAGACAGACAGUGGACUAAUAGUGGACUCAGCAGGAAAAUGGUUCCAGUUAAACUCCUCAUUCUGGGAGCUCAUAACACUGGAAAAACAGCACUGUGUGUUCGUUUCAUAACCAAGCGCUUCAUUGGUGAAUACGACCAUAAAAAGGAGGUGACCUACAGAUGUAGCCGGGUGGUGGACCAGGAAGCCGUGGAUCUGGAGAUUUUGGACGUGGCUUGUAAGGAGAGCUCUGUGGCCUCGCUGGAGUCAUCUAUCCGCUGGGCUGACGGUUUCCUGCUGCUCUACUCCAUCACGCAACGCCUCAGCUUCCUGGAGGUCCCGCGACUCAAGAAACUCAUCGAACAAACCAAACAGAGUCUGGUUGUUCCUACAGUGCUAGUAGCCAAUAAGGCAGAUUUGGAAAUAGGACGAGAGGUGACAGCAGAGGAAGGACAGAGACUGGCCAAGGAUUUAAGGUGUGGUUUCAAGGAGCUGUCUGUGGCUGAAGCCGUCUCACCUGUGGAAGCAGCAGUGUUUCAGCUCAUUCGGCUGGUGUUGGAUCAGCAGCGGCCUCUGCCCGACCGUCGCUCCUACAUGCUGACAGUUCGCCACGCUCUGACCAAGAAGCUCACCCGAUCUAAGACCAUGCAGUGGUGACCGCAGCAAACAGACCAUUCACCACUUACAGUUACAGUGGGACAUUUGAGAAAACUGUGUGUGUUGUCUGUUCUCAUAUCAGCACUGCAGUUUUACUCCCGGACUGGUUUUAUGAUAUCAGCACUGUAGUACUGACACACAGAGAUGUUGAAUCCUGUUACCAGUCGUGUGGAGGAAAAUGGAAGAAAUAAAACCUCCUGAUUAGUGUGAACUCCACUUCUG